AUGCCGGCCCAUCUUCGCUGGAAUGAGUUCCAUACACUCAAGGUUGAGGUCGGCGUGAACGAAGGCUGGCGAAACAUGAACGCCAAGGUGCUGCGAUACUGCGCCUUUCCAGGUCUGCGCUACGUGCUCUGCGUCUUUGUCUCGCCCGACAUGAGCGUCCGUGAGUACAAGCUCUUUGCAAUCACCAACAACGAGCUUGAAGGACCAGAUCCAUCCCUCGUCGAGCCGAUCCCGAUCACAGCCGAUACGCCCGUGUGA
Messenger RNA from Saprolegnia parasitica CBS 223.65, 258 nucleotides. RefSeq lists its product as hypothetical. The coding region runs from base 1 to 258 and encodes 85 amino acids. The transcript is spliced from 2 exons. The record is from RefSeq and is a predicted model, not a curated record. NCBI's taxonomy places the organism in Eukaryota, Oomycota, Saprolegniomycetes, Saprolegniales, Saprolegniaceae.